Schistocerca gregaria is the source of this 588-nucleotide messenger RNA. Its product is annotated as ejaculatory bulb-specific protein 3-like. NCBI's taxonomy places the organism in Eukaryota, Metazoa, Arthropoda, Insecta, Orthoptera, Acrididae. The record is from RefSeq and is a predicted model, not a curated record. The coding region runs from base 37 to 396 and encodes 119 amino acids. The transcript has 2 exons.
CAGUGCGCAUUCGCCGCUCUUCUGACAGCAGUGAGGAUGUGGGCGUGCCGCGCGCUCCUGCCGCUGGCUGCAUUCGCCACUGUUGCUGUUGCUGUUGCUGUUGCUGCCGUCGCUGCAGGCCAUCAGGACCCGUCUCUCACCGCAUUUAUCAACGCCGAUUGGUCAGCUUAUCUGUCGGACCGAGCUGUAGUCGAGCGCCACAUAAAGUGUGUCCUCGACAAAAUGCCCUGCGACGCCGACGGACUGAAGCUGAAAAGAUUGGUUCCAAUCAUGGUGGUACAGAAAUGCUCCCAGUGCACUCUGAGGCAGAGACAGAACGCUCAGAUAGUGAAACAGUUCCUUCGCACCUUUUACCCUGGUGUGUGGCAGUCUGUGGAAGAUAAGUACCGCGGAUGAGCAGCACGGUGCCGACACCAGCGCGGCGUCUCGCUCAGCAGCGCAGACCAUCUGUCCCCGCCGUGCGUCACAACCAUUUUCAUCUUAUUUCUUUCGCUUUGUUCGACAAUAAUAUUUAUUUUAUACAAGCAAGAAACGUACUUUUGUAAAUAAAACAUAACGCAUUUAUUCCACGUGCGAAAUUUGAAUCAC